UUUAAUAAGUUGAUUACGAUCUCGAUUAACAUUUGCCAUUUUUGUGAUUAAGAAUGUGUAGUAUAGCUUUGAAUUAUGGCAAAAACAACGAGAUCUUUUUUUUAAAAAAAUGAAUCACAUUGUCCAAGGUUUUUUCUAUUAAUAUGAUGAAAAAACUUUACAACUCCUUAGACUUCUAUAUAAAUUUCAAAAAUCUGAUACAAUAUUUUUUUUUAUUAUUGCAGUAUAUUCCUCCAAAACACUAACCCGAACCACAUUUAACCUAAUUUGACUGCCUUAUUCGAAUGAGUCCGGCCUACAAUGGAUUCAUUCAACCCGUAAUAUUUCUCUGCUCAUUCAAAUAUAAUCAUUUAUACUCGAAUCCGACCAUAACUACAAGCACGCCAAUCUUAGGCUUGUGGCCGUUCACAGCUACAUAUAUUUAAGCAGCCGAUUUUGUUACAGUAAAUUCAUUAGUAAUUAUGCUGGUAAACGUGGAUGCUUCAAGGGUUGGGAUCGCCAGUUCAAUCCUCACAAAGAAAUUUUGUAUUUUUCUAUUAUUAAAUGAUAAUUAUUUGGUCAAAAAGAAAUAUGGUGCUUGUGGCCACCAAUUACUUAAGGACGGUUCUCUUUACAUUUACAUUUAAUAUUUAGAUUUUAAAUCGUCUUAUAAUAACAUAUAUAUAAAUUUGAAAAUUGAUCUUCUGAAAAUUAAACUUCUGAUAUUGUUAUAUGUUUCUUUUAUACGUAGACAUAAAAACUUGGCGUUAAUUUAUGUUUUAAAAAAAAACAUAUGCUAGAAGCCAGGCGUGGGAGUAUAGGAGGUAAAUUUCCUUCACAAUUGCGGCGAAUGGCUAAGCCGAAAGUACCAAAACCAGCCGAUAUGAGCCGAGCCGAGCUGAGCUGGUGAUUGUACCUCACGUGUCAAAGCCUCUCUGAGCCGUAUUGUUGGGAGAACUCCCACGUGUUCAGUCCCAUCGAAAGCGACGGUCCGAUAUUUAUAUACACACUCCUUUCUCGUCUCAUAUCAUCUCAGCCGUCCAUUGAUCUCUUGUAUCUCAUUAUCAUACAUUUACUUUUUUUUUUUUUUUUUUUGGUCACCAAUUCGGUUACUUUUCUUUAGUGAAUUGAUAUAAUUCACAUUAGAAAAGUAAUAACGCGAUGUUAAAAAAAAGAAGAACAAGUCAUAACGUAAAACCCAUUGGUGAUCUCAAAUGUUGAUUUCACAUUCUCUUUAUGGUGCAUGUUAGUUAAGUGGAAGAAAGAAAAAACAUAGCUUAUGUGUACCACAUACUAUAUACUUUGUCAAAGAUUGUACUCUCAUUCUUCAUUAAAUAAAAUAUACAAAACCCAGCUAUAUAUUGUUAGCUUUCUAAUAUAAUUUGGUAUAUUUAUUGCUUUUACAUAGACGAAAACUACAUGAAAUCUACACACACACAAACGAGUACCAAUGUAUAUGUGGGCGUUAGAUAUAAAUUCAUAUACUUAUGUAAGCAUUGUCCACAAUUUUCAGAGUCGAGUCCUUUCAUUAUCAACAAUCUCUUUAACUCCACUAUAGAUCCCAAUUUCCCUCACUAUAAAAGGAACCCAUUUCCUCUCUCUCUUCUUCACUUCAUCUUCUUACACCAAAUCUAUCUUCAACAAACUCCAUUCUCUAUAUAUAACUUUAAAAACUUUGAUUAAUCAGAUCAAAUAUUUCACAAGUUAAAAAACAAACACACUUUCUCAACAAUGAGACUCUCUCUUUCUCCCGUACGUCCGCAUAGUGUACUAGUACCUUCACUCCCAAAGCACGACGUCGUUUCUUAUAUAAAUGGUACGACGUCGAAUCGUCAAUGUCGAUGUGUACUUACUCUUCCUUCUCCUUCAGUUUCUACCUCCCGACCACCGGUUCUACCCAAACCGGAAACCUGGGAGAGUUUGCUACUAAACCAAGAUCAUAGUUCCGGCGAAUUCUCGCCCUCUGGUUCGAAUAACCCGGUUAAGCUUGGCCGGAGAUGGAUGGAGUACCAGGGGCUUCAAAAUUGGGAUGGUCUUUUAGACCCAUUGGACGAAAAUCUCCGGCGUGAGAUUCUCCGGUACGGUCAAUUCGUCGAAUCGGCUUAUCAAGCGUUUGAUUUCGAUCCUUCUUCUCCAACCUACGCGACAUGCCGGUUUCCGAGGAGCACUUUGUUAGACCGAUCCGGUUUACCUAAUUCCGGUUAUCGACUAACGAAGAACCUUCGUGCCACGUCAGGUAUUAACUUGCCACGUUGGAUUGAGAAAGCGCCAAGCUGGAUGGCUACACAAUCCAGCUGGAUUGGUUACGUGGCAGUUUGCCAAGACAAGGAAGAGAUCUCACGGCUUGGGCGUAGAGACGUCGUCAUCUCCUUCCGUGGAACCGCCACGUGUCUCGAAUGGUUAGAGAACCUUCGCGCCACGCUGACUCAUCUCCCUAAUGGGCCUACUGGACCAAAUCUAAACGGGUCUAACUCUGGGCCCAUGGUCGAGAGCGGGUUUUUAAGCUUGUACACUUCAGGGGUUCACAGUUUGAGAGACAUGGUCAGAGAAGAGAUCUCAAGGCUACUCCAAUCUUACGGCGACGAGCCGCUAAGUGUAACGAUAACAGGCCACAGCCUCGGAGCUGCGAUCGCGACACUAGCCGCGUAUGAUAUCAAAACGACGUUUAAACGUGCGCCGAUGGUUACCGUAAUAUCUUUUGGAGGUCCACGUGUCGGAAACAGAUGCUUUCGGAAACUCCUUGAGAAGCAAGGCACGAAGGUUCUAAGAAUCGUGAACUCCGACGACGUUAUCACCAAAGUUCCUGGAGUCGUUUUAGAAAACAGAGAGCAAGAGAACGUGAAGAUGUCGACGACUUCGAUAAUGCCGAGCUGGAUACAGAGACGCGUGGAGGAGACGCCGUGGGUUUACGCCGAGGUCGGUAAGGAGCUUAGGCUGAGCAGCCGUGACUCGCCGCACUUGAACAGCAUCAAUGUGGCUACGUGUCACGAGCUGAAAACGUAUUUACAUUUGGUAGACGGGUUUGUGAGCUCCACGUGUCCAUUCAGAGAGACGGCUCGGAGAGUUCUCCAUAGAUGAAGAUUCAUCUAACAUUCGUAACUAAUUUAACUUUGUGCAAAGAAACAGUAAACCAAGAAAGAAAAUCAUGAACCGGAAUGGUUUGAUAUAUUUGGUUAACAGAUUAAUUUCGUUACAUAUCUCUAACUUAGUGGUAGAAAAAGUAAGUAUAGAAGACAGCUCUAAAAGAGCGAAAAUGUAUUGAAGCUCGUAUAAUCUCAUAUAAUGUAUAUAUGCUUGUUUAAAAAAACAAAAAUUUGGGUGUGGUCAU
This is a messenger RNA of Arabidopsis lyrata subsp. lyrata, 3307 nucleotides long. Its product is annotated as phospholipase A(1) DAD1, chloroplastic. The coding region runs from base 1711 to 3057 and encodes 448 amino acids. Gene Ontology annotation, molecular function: glycerophospholipase activity. The transcript has a single exon. Gene Ontology annotation, biological process: lipid metabolic process. The record is from RefSeq and is a predicted model, not a curated record. Lineage: Eukaryota; Viridiplantae; Streptophyta; Magnoliopsida; Brassicales; Brassicaceae.